This is a messenger RNA of Caenorhabditis angaria, 919 nucleotides long. The record is from the annotation of a GenBank genome assembly. NCBI's taxonomy places the organism in Eukaryota, Metazoa, Nematoda, Chromadorea, Rhabditida, Rhabditidae.
AUGAUCUUCUAUAUUUUAACUAUUUUCACAAUCGUUACUUUUAAUAUUUCAAUAUUCAUUUUUUGCGGAAAACAACAAGAGGUAAAUUAAUUUUGAUUUUUGAACUUUAGAAUUAUUUUUUUGUUGUAAAAAAAACCUUUUCGCAACCUGAAUUCAUUCAGUGCUGAAAGAAAUAAAAAUUGGAUAUAAGUAUUUUUGAAGAGUGGUCGACUAACAAACAGAAGAUUAGAGUAAAAGAGACGCAGACAUUAUUUGGCCAUUAAUCUUUUUUGUGUUUUCGAUCAAAAGAUCAUUAUUUUUUUUAGGAAUCAACAAAUUUGCACAAUAAAACAUUGAAGGCAAAUGAUAAAAAAGAUGUGGCUCAAGUCAAUUUCACACCCGAAAAAUCACAAGAACCUGAUUUAUAUCAUAAUUUGGCUGCACAAAAUCUUGCAUUUCCAGCAAGUAGUCGAUGUCAAAAUCAUGAUGAUGUUUGGAGAAUUUUGGCAUUAUAUUUAGAUAUGAUUAGAUCUGUGAAUCCAGAUGAUUUUGUGAAACAUCAAUGUAAUAUUUAAUUUUUAAAAUUACCUUUAAAAUGUCUCUUUUUACAGUACUCGAUUCUGGUAUGGCUGUUCUUCACGAUAUUUCAAAUUUUAUCAAACUGGAUCAAACUAUAUAUAAUAAUGAAUUGGUGGCAUUGGCAAUUGUCUAUUUUCUCGUUAAAUAUAAUAAUAUUCAAGUUAAAAUUGGCGAUGAAAAAACACCGUGGCAUACUGUAAGUUUUGUCUUACAAAGACAUUGAUGAUAUACUGUAGAUUUGUUUUAGAUUAUAAAUAAACGUGUGAAAGUCGAAGAUUUGCGUGAUAUCUACAAACAAAUCGACAAACAACUUGUUAGAGGAUCAGAUGAGAAUAAUUCCAGUAAAUGUCUUAAAACAUGA